UAUCUUUUCAAAUUUUGCAUGAACUCGUGACUCUUCAUUAUUAAUCACAUCAGUAUAAUUUUCUUUAGAUAUUUGAGCUUCUUCAAUUAGAGAGCCUUGCAUUGGCCUCCUUGACUACCCAGGUCCUUUAGAUCCUUUCUAACACUUAUCCAACAAUGGGCAUUAAAAAUGCAGGUAAAAAUAAUUUUAUAUGGUUGGGCCCAAAACCAGUGGUAAACAUUAUGCAGCCUGAGCUGAUUAGGGAUGUUCUCUUAAAGCACAAUGCUUUUCAAAAAGCGCCGCGGCACCCUCUCCGCAAGCUGCUGGCUUCAGGUAUUGCGUCAUUGGAAGGUGAACAAUGGACUAAGCGUAGAAAGAUCAUAAACCCAGCUUUCCAUCUAGAAAAGCUGAAGCACAUGGUAUCGGCAUUCCAAUUGAGUUGUAGUGAUAUGGUCAAUAAAUGGGAGAAGCAGCUCUCCCUGGACGGCUCAUGUGAAUUGGACAUUUGGCCCUAUCUUCAAAAUUUGACGGGAGAUGUUAUUUCAAGAACAGCAUUCGGUAGUAGCUAUGAGGAAGGAAGAAGGAUAUUCCAACUCCAGAAAGAGCAAGCACUACUUGCAGUCCAGGUUACUCGGUCAGUUUAUGUUCCAGGAUGGAGGUUUUUUCCAACAAAGACAAAUAGGAGAAUGAGGCAAAUUAGCAGUGAAGUCAAUGCAUUGUUGAAGGGUAUCAUUGAGAAAAGAGAGAAGGCAAUGCAAGCUGGCGAAACUGCUAAUGAUGAUUUAUUAGGUCUACUAAUGGAAUCCAACUACAGAGAAAUGCAAGAAAAUGAUGAGAGGAAGAAUGUCGGAAUGAGCAUCAAAGAUGUCAUUGAGGAGUGUAAGCUAUUCUACCUUGCUGGCCAAGAGACUACCUCGGUUUUACUUCUGUGGACAAUGGUUCUAUUAAGCAAACAUUCAAACAGGCAAGCUUGCGCAAGGGAAGAGGUUUUACGGCUUUUUGGUAAUAAAAAACCAGAUGGCGAUGGCUUAAAUCACCUCAAAAUUGUGAGUAUCAAUCCAAUCUAUAUUCAAUUUAGUAACUCUCCUUGAAAAUAAUAUACUCCUU
Vitis vinifera (wine grape) is the source of this 1086-nucleotide messenger RNA. RefSeq names its product cytochrome P450 CYP72A219. Gene Ontology annotation, molecular function: iron ion binding; heme binding; monooxygenase activity. The coding region runs from base 156 to 1070 and encodes 304 amino acids. The transcript has 3 exons. Lineage: Eukaryota; Viridiplantae; Streptophyta; Magnoliopsida; Vitales; Vitaceae. The record is from RefSeq and is a predicted model, not a curated record.